UAUUCAGCUCGUUUAAAAUCAACCCAUUCAGCUGAAUUUUCUGUCCGGGGCAAAGAAAUUUCAUGGGGUUUUCAUAACUUUGAUUAAUAUUUUCGAUUUCGUUGAUUUCUCUAUCUGGGUAUUUAUUUAUUUUUUUCAAAUCCGUAAGAGAAAUCCGAGCUUCGAAAAUGGUGGGUGCCCGCUUUGGUCCGUGGAAUUUGAUUUUAAACCAUCAUGGAAGAAGGUUUGGCAAUGGAAAUCGCGAGAGAUUGGACAAGAAGGGGCAGCCGGCGUGUAUAAUAGUCGAUGGCGGCGGUACACGGUGGCUCGACGGCAGCUAUGUAGGGUCUGACGAACUGAGACGCCAUUUGGUUGCCAUUCAUUGUGAAGAUUCAGAAUAUGAUCCAAAGUUCAAAAAAGGGUUUCCUGUGAUCAAAUCAAAUGAACUUGUGGGUUCAGAUUCAGGGGAAACUUUAGCCAAGAGGCUAGCCAAGCAGAGAUCUAUGGCUGUGGUGCUAGAAUUUGACCCCACAGGUCCACUCGGGAAUUGGGUUUCACUUGCCAAAUGGUUUGCCAAUCAGCUACCUGCUACUAGCAUUGUGCUUGCUGUUCAUAAGGGGAAGACCAUAUUUAAAGGACACUCAACAGCUGAUCAGUUUAGAGGUUUUCAGCCACAGUUGAGGCCUGAGUUCUAUUUCAACGAGGUUGUUUAUGCAAAGGAAGUAAAGGGAGAUAGUGAUGAGCUCCUUGCAGUUGUUGCUUCCGAUGAUCGGGACGAAGAAACAGACUUGAGAAGUGGCAAUGUGAAUGGUCAGAAUACGAAAGCUCUUCUGAGUUCGAUAUCCGUUGUUCGAAGACAGCUUCCCGAAUCAAAUCUUGGUUGGCCUCUACGACGGAGAAGUUGUCAAGGAGGUCAUGAGGUUAUAAGAAAAAGAGCUAGAAAUGUUUCUGUGGUUCAAUGGGUUAUGAGCCUGCCUAAUAGAUCAGGUGCUGCAGCGUUACCAAAAGACCAGAAUGAAUGGAUGGAAGAAACCAGUCCUCUGAUGCUUCGAAACGUUGGAGACGACAGUAACGAAGUCGAACACAACGAGAGAAUGCCCCUUUCAGUCUCUUUAUUUGUGAAUGAACUUCAACAAGAGACACCUGGUUGGCCCCUUAGACCUGUAGCUCUUUCGGAACGAUCAGAUUCAUCGCAAGAAGCCGAGUCCGAGACAAGCAUGUCUAACCAAACAACUGAUACAAUCGACACAAAUUUGGAGUCCCAGGUUGGUUAUGUACCUAAGCAGCUGAAGCUUCCCAUCACGACGAAUCGAUCGGGUUGCAAGUGCUUCAGCUAUGCCGAGCUAAGGACGGCGACUUCCGAUUUCUCAGCAGAAAAUCUCAUAGGAGAGGGAGGAUAUAGCAGCGUAUACAAAGGAUGUCUUCUCAAUGGCACGUCUGUUGUGGUAAAAGUUCUGAAGUCGAACAACGACGCUCGGGACAACUUUUUGAUGGAAUUAGACAUCGUUUCCUCGAUCAAACACGAACACAUCGCACCUCUUAUCGGUGUAUGCAUGGAAAGCGAGCAUCUUAUUUCAGUAUAUGACUACUUUCCUGAAGGGAGUUUGGACGAAAAUUUACACGGCCAAAAGGGAAGAGGUAAAUUUCAAUGGGAAAUGAGAUUCAAAGUAGCUAUUGCUGUUGCUGAGGCACUAAACUACCUUCACAAUGAGUGUUCUUCGCCUGUUGUUCACAGAGAUAUUAAAUCUUCCAACAUUCUUGUUUCUGAGAAGUUUCAACCCCAGCUAUCCGAUUUCGGGCUUGCUAUGAGGGGACCAACGGAUUCGUCGUAUGUAGUGAACACCGAUGUGGUUGGGACGUUCGGAUACAUUGCUCCGGAAUAUCUCAUGCAUGGAAAGGUCAGCGACAAAAUCGACGUUUAUGCCUUCGGCGUCGUUCUUCUUGAACUUCUGUCAGGUAGACGUCCCAUUGAUCGUUUUGGUGUUGGUGAAGGGCAAGGAAGCUUAGUCCUGUGGGCGAAGGAAGUGUUGAACAGUGAGGAUCCAAAGGUAUUAAUGGAUCCAGAGCUGGAUGUAGAGUUCAAUGAUGAUGAGGUUCAAAGAGUGGUUAUGGCUGCUAAGCUUUGCAUUGAUCUAUCAGCUCGGUUACGUCCGAAUGUGAGCGAGAUAUUGAAGGUAUUAAAAGGGGAGGCACGUGUUGAUGAUGGCUCAUCGAAGGAGCUAAACCAUCAUGAUGUUGAUGAUAUCUUCCCCAAGUUUAUGACCAAACCGAGCCUAAGUUUUGCACUCCGUGACAUAGACUACGACGGUACAUCAUCGACUCAAACGACGACUUCAAAUAUCAUCCCGCCUCGUCGUCAGAAGUUAAAAGAAUAUCUGAAAGAACCUCAUGAAAUUUAGGUACCAUUGUGUAAAUACCUGAAAUUUGCCCAAUAAAAUGUCUUGAUUUUUUUUUUUU
Cucurbita moschata (crookneck pumpkin) is the source of this 2436-nucleotide messenger RNA. RefSeq names its product probable serine/threonine-protein kinase PBL6. Gene Ontology annotation, biological process: protein phosphorylation. The coding region runs from base 168 to 2378 and encodes 736 amino acids. The record is from RefSeq and is a predicted model, not a curated record. The transcript is spliced from 10 exons. Lineage: Eukaryota; Viridiplantae; Streptophyta; Magnoliopsida; Cucurbitales; Cucurbitaceae. Gene Ontology annotation, molecular function: ATP binding; protein kinase activity.